This is a messenger RNA of Clupea harengus (Atlantic herring), 2419 nucleotides long. RefSeq names its product WEE2 oocyte meiosis inhibiting kinase (gene wee2). The record is from RefSeq and is a predicted model, not a curated record. Gene Ontology annotation, molecular function: ATP binding; non-membrane spanning protein tyrosine kinase activity; magnesium ion binding. Gene Ontology annotation, biological process: mitotic cell cycle; protein phosphorylation; regulation of meiosis I. NCBI's taxonomy places the organism in Eukaryota, Metazoa, Chordata, Actinopteri, Clupeiformes, Clupeidae. Gene Ontology annotation, cellular component: cytoplasm; nucleus.
AAAAUUAAACACAAGACAGGUGACGUAUGUGGACUGUGAUGACAUCUUUCCUUCUCAUUAACAUACCUGGCGCGAAAGUGCGAAGCAGGUGUGACUCGCCAUUAUCAGACGACCUGGAGCAGGCAUGGCUCGUUCAAGUGAGCGUUUGGUGCAGCCCCUUUGCUUCUCCAGCUGUGGGGAGGAGGACAGCGGCGAUAGCUCGUCAGAGGACUGGGGCCCCUCCCGCGGCCAACUCCGGAGAAGCCUCACCUUCAGGAGUCCCAUCCAAAGCCCAUCCUCGGUCUGCCGCACCCCCAGGGUCCAGCGGCACCGGAGGAGCAGCAUCACUGCGUCCCCCUCCUUCCCCAGCUCGCCCAUUCCUUACGAGGCCUGGAACAAGCUGAGGCUGUGCGAGUCGCCCAGCACACCUAAGAGUCUGUUCUCUAAAUCCGCCCAGCCAGACUCCUGCAGUAGGCUUCCCCGCAGUCACAGGAACCUGCUCUUCUCCUCCUGCGAGAAGCUCAGCCGCUUCCCCUCGGUCAACGUCAACCCCUUCACCCCAGAGACCGUCCAGAGGACCAGUGAGCACUACAAGAGGAAGAGCUGCAGGAGUGACGAUGAUGAUGAUGAUUGCCACAGAUCAAAAGAUGCCCAGACCUCAUCUGAUGAAGAGUAUUAUCUGCCUCCGAAGAGGCCUGCUGUGCGGGCUCUCAUGCUGUCUCGUUAUGAGAGCGAGUUCCUGGAGCUGGGUAGGCUGGGUGUGGGGGAGUUUGGCGCUGUGUACAAGUGCGUGAAGAGGCUGGACGGCUGUCUCUACGCCAUCAAACGCUCCCGCCACCCUGUCGCAGGCUCAGCCAAAGAGCAGCUGGCUCUGAAGGAGGUGUAUGCCCAUGCUGUGUUGGGCCAGCAUCCCCAUGUUGUGCGCUAUUACUCCGCCUGGGCAGAGGAUGAACACAUGAUCAUUCAGAAUGAAUAUUGUGAUGGUGGGAGUCUACUGGAUGUCAUUACAGAAAAGGAACAGCAGGGGGAGUUCUUAAAGGAGCCGGAGCUGAAGGAUCUUCUGCUGCAGGUGUCCAUGGGUCUGAAGUACAUCCACAGCUUAGGCCUAGUGCACCUGGACAUUAAACCCAGCAACAUCUUUGUCUGUCUGCGGCCUGGCUCUAGUGCAGGAGGAGAGGGGGACAGCGAGGAAGAAGAGGAUGUGUACCCUUCAUCAGGCGUAGUUUACAAGAUUGGUGACCUGGGCCAUGUGACCUCCGUCUCCAACCCCCAGGUGGAAGAGGGAGACAGCCGCUUCCUGGCUAAUGAGGUUUUGCACGAGGACUACAGCCAGCUGCCCAAGGCUGAUAUCUUUGCUCUGGGUCUGACGACACUGCUGGCUGCCGGCGUGCCAGCGCUGCCCCAGAAUGGAGACGAGUGGCACCGUCUGCGCCAGGCUCACCUGCCUGUCUUACCCCAGAAGCUCUCGGCUGCCUUCACCAGUCUCCUUCAGGGCCUGCUGGACCCCGACCCUGCGUUGCGUCCAUCUGAUUCUGCACUGUGCAGACACCCUUUGCUGAGGAGGGAGAGAGCUGGCAACAUGGCCGCAGAGCUGCGCAAGGAGCUGAACGUGGAGAAGUUUAGGACUGCCAUGCUAGAAAGGGAGCUGAAGGAGGCCAGGUUGGCAGCAUUGUCUCCCCGGCAGAGUGCUACGACAGGGAACCACUGUGGCCAGAUAGGCUCUCUACCCAAAACAGGCCGCAGGGUGGUUGGUCGGAAUGCUGCGAAGUCCGUGAGCUUUGGUGGCCUGGGCUGCUGAGUCCCACUUUCUUGGCAUAGUUGGACAUUUAGUUUUCAAAUUACAGAGCUCUUAUUCAUUUGCUCAUCUGAAAAGACAGCUGCCAUUGUGGGUCACAACAACUCUGUGUGAGUACAGAGUUGCAUAUAGUCGCAAGAUUGCACAAGGAGUUGAAAAUGGUUUGGAAAUAUGGACAUGUAGCAUGUUACUGAUGCAGUAAUGUAUUGUGUAUGAAUUGUGUAACACUGUGUGUUGUGUUUUUUAGUCACUGAGUGGAUUUUUGAGUUCUGUGUUUACAUGUGCUGCUUGUUUUUUUUUUUUAUAUAUAUAUAUAUAUAUAUAUAUAUAUCGUGUGUAUUUUCAUUUCACGUAACCUUGACAUUAGCAAUUGUCCAUUAAGAAGUCUUGCGACCUGUUAUGUGACCUGUAGCUUCUGCCAGUUUUACUGUAAUGCUUUUUAAACUGUAAAUAAAUUUUAGUUUUAUCAGGGAUCCCUGAAAAAUCCUUUUCUUGUGUUCAGUUUGAUCCUGGCAUGUCCUGAUAAUGGCACAGACCGGUUCAAAAUAAGGAAGGCGAGAUAACACAAAGGGGAUUUUCCCAGGCAACCAGAGAAGCAUUGUUACAAAAUGCACCCUCAUGGCAUGUGUCCAGGAGCAAUUUAUG